CGUAAGCUGAAAGGUAUGGUGAAGCGGCGCCUGCCCUCAUUGGCUGGCGAACAAAGAAAGCCCCUCCCCGUAACCCAUGACAGGCAAAGCCAAGGCGACUCCCGAAACACACAACUGACCUGGCGACCUGGUCCAGGCGUCUACCGCAAACGUGACGUGUCUCUGUGGGACUCCCACUUAACGAUGGAAACCAGACAACAAGAGUCUUGGGAAUGCUGGGGCAGCGUGGGCCCUGAGGAAUGGGUUAACUCCGCACAGCAGGGUUUGACAAAGCGCAUGACUGCCCCCUCUGGCGAGGAGGUGACGAGCAGGUGUUCAGAUUACGAUGAGACGUUUCCAAACGGCAAUAGCUACGGAGCGGAACAUGGAAAAACGUCGCUACAUCCCUGGGGCGGGGCGUCAGUGUGUCACUCGGACGACUUGGCCUCCUGGACAGACAGAGGACAUCUCUCAGGUUUCCUCGACUCGGAUCCUCUCAGAGAAGCGGAUGAACACGCGGCGGCGUCAGAUGUGAACCUGACAGAAGAAGAGAGAGAUGAGAUACAACGAGAGCUGGCUAAACUGGAGGAGGAGAUCAGCACGCUGAGACAGGUGUUGGCGUCCAAGGAGAAGCAGCACGCUGAGCUCAAACACAAACUGGGCAUCACUCCUCUGAGCGAGAUACGCAACAACUUCACCAGAGGCUGGCAAGACGUGCAGAGCUCCACGGCCUACAAGAGGACGUCGGAGACGCUGAGCUCAGCGGGACAGAAGACCUCGGCGGCCUUCAGCACCCUGGGCAGCGCCAUCAACAGGAAGUUUGGAGACAUGAGGUCUGGCUCCAUAGGUCACUCAAUCACACACUCUGUCAGCAUGCCCGCCAUGAGAAACUCGCCCAGCUUCAAGUCUUUCGAGGAAAAAGUUGAGAGUACAGUGAGCACCAUCAAGACCAAAGUCGGAGGUUCUGGGACAGGGGGAAGCUUUGAGGACGUCCUCUCCUCAGCAGCCAAGGCCAGCUCGAAGGACACGCCCACGAACAAUUUGAUGGACACGCCCGAGAGGCCGCAGUAGACAAAAAAAAACAACCUCCAAAGGAUAUUUAUUCACGUGUCUGUUAACAAAUCUCUUAUACAGUCGUCCCUCGCCGCUUCGAACAUCUCUCACUCACUCUAUUGCGUUUUUUUUUAAAUCAAUUCAUGAAUGAUGGCUGUGUCUUGGUUGACUAUGGCCAAUUAUAAGUACAAAAAAUAUAUUGAAAGACAAGUCAUAUGUAUUAAUAUGGUCACUAGUGGUCAGCAAUGUUACACUGAUGAGACAUUAGCUUACAUUAAAUUACCUUAGCACUGCAUGUCAGCCAUGGCAUGUCCGACAUUUCCUGUGGAAGUGAUAAGUUUUUGGCUUCUUUCUUUGUCCUUCUUCUCCACUCCGUUUGAAAGCCUUUCGUACGUUUGAAGUCACUACGUUGGAGGCUGACUACUUAGCAUGCUGGAUAUUAAAGCGGCAGCAGUCUCUUGUGUCCCUGCAGUGAUUCCGUAGCCUGCGCAUUAGCAAUGUAGCCUAAGCAAAGAAUAAUAGGAGCGUAAAUGCGACUAUAAGGGUGUUAUUUGCUGUCUACGGGGCUCUAAUAAUGGUAAACCCCGUAUUUUCACAUUCACAAACAGGUUUCCUAUGCUCUAACUACGAAAAUAUUACAUUUGUUAAUACUCAAACCGGCUUCGCAGUCGGGUCUGGCAUUAGUCGGAGAUUUCUAACCAAGUGAAUUCUCUCCUGACACCUAGUGGCCACUAAGCUACAUUACACCACUUUGGAUUCCUACUUUAAAUCAACAGUAACGAUACAAACAAUGCUACACGAUAUGUACAGGUGAUAUUAUGUGUGUUUUAUAGCAUAUAUAGCUUUAUUUGAACUAGCACUUACAGCUAUGCAAAGUAUAACGUAACAUGUAUGUAAAUAACCCAAUAUGACGUGAUAUGAAACAUAUUUCGAUAUUAACACAAUUGCUGCUGCUGUAAGACAUUUGAAUGCUGGAUCGUGUUUGGACUCAUCUUUGCUCUCAUUCAGGCGGAGCGGACAGGCUGUUGCAUUAUUAAGGGGGCCAUGCACAAUGAAUUUAGAGAAAUCGAAUUAAGCACUCAGAAUAAUUCAAUGAUCCUGAAGGAGGGGGAAAAAGUUCCCUGAUGUGUUUAUUGCAGUUUGACAUCCGAAUAUGAAGAACCUGUACUCUUUUAAAGCUCAUAAAAACACAAAAUGUAUAACUAGAAGCAACUUUUUUAACUCUGUCACACUUUUCAUAUUGUUUGUUGUGGUUUGAGAAGAUUUAUUUACGUGUCAACAUUUAAGGUCUCUUACAUGUUGAGCUGAAAUAAAAUGAAUCUCAGGACCUGUUUUUAUUUUUUUUUUAAAUGUAACCCAACUUUAUUAAAGCAUACAACUGACAUAGCA
Dunckerocampus dactyliophorus (ringed pipefish) is the source of this 2421-nucleotide messenger RNA. RefSeq names its product tpd52 like 1 (gene tpd52l1). Gene Ontology annotation, cellular component: cytoplasm. The transcript is spliced from 11 exons. Gene Ontology annotation, biological process: positive regulation of apoptotic signaling pathway; positive regulation of MAP kinase activity. The coding region runs from base 16 to 1050 and encodes 344 amino acids. Lineage: Eukaryota; Metazoa; Chordata; Actinopteri; Syngnathiformes; Syngnathidae. The record is from RefSeq and is a predicted model, not a curated record.